GCAGCUUCCUUUCCUAAUACUUUCUCUCCUUUUAGGAUCCACUUCCGAUCGUAGCUUUCAAAUCUGCAUGCUGAAACCUGACCGUGUGGUCGUACCCUUACACUGAGCUCAGGGAAACUUACCCUAACAUGGAGAGGAAGCUCCUUUCAGUCCUUUUAGAUUUUGCAAUGCUUUCUUUUAUGCAGAGCAGGCUCCUCCCGAUGUCCAGAAGAAGACGAACUGCAACUUCCUGACUGAGGUUUCAUAACACAAGACAACAUCGCUUGUGGAGAACAGCACUGCGAUAUUGUCCGCGGUAUCUCAGCAUGGAAACAUUACAAGUCUCAGACAUAAUUUCAACAUGCAGCAAAUUCAUCAAAGAGGGUAUACAGGAAUAUGCUGAAAAAGAGAACAUUUCAUCCAUUCCUGCAGACCGCUGGAGUCUUCUAACCCUACAUGUGGUAAUGUACUGCUUGGAGAAGACUGCUGCUCAAUUGCUCAAGAAUCCAGAAUCUAUCAUUAGGGAAGAUAAAACGCAGACGAUCGUGGAAGAAGAAAGACAUGUAGAAGUAGAGACAUAUAUAGAACAUAUUCUUCAGUCAUCAGCUGAUCCCUCCAAGAUUAACGUUGAUGUGAAUCCAUUGAUAAAGUUGAUGACUGAGCAUCACAAGCAACAGCAAGAGUCCCAAGAAAAAGCAAACAGGACCCUGCAAGACCAACUAAGUCAUCAACACAGACAACAGGAGCAAAGGCAACAGCAGCAAAACAACGUUUUCAAACAGUUCCUCCAGCAACAACAAGACUUUCAGUCCAGGCUGAUGGCAGAUUUCAUAAAGCAUAUAGAGAUGCAAGCUACACUUUUCUGUCAGGCGCUGGCUAAUGGCAAAACUGAGCAGCCUGUUCAAGAUGAUCAUGUAAAUAUGAAUAGAGAGGACACAUCAUGUUACAAGCCAUCCAGCCCAGAAACUACAUCUCAUUCCAAUACCGGCCACCAUUGUGUGUCUGGACAAGGCUCUGCUGAAAAACCUGGAUCAUUUUCACAUUAUGAGGACACAUCAUGUUACAAGCCAUCCAGCCCAGAAACUACAUAUCAUUCCAAUACCGGCCACCAUUGUGUGUCUGGACAAGGCUCUGCUCAAAAAUCUGGAUCGUUUUCACAUUAUGAGGUAACUAAUAGAGGCAAGCAACCUUUUCCGGUAUUUGACUGUCAUGAACUUGGACAACAGUUUUGCCAGUGGUUCUACAGCCAUCUGAAUGCUCAGAACCCCUCUCCUGGGCAGGAAAAACCUCAUUGGGACCCCAAUAUCUUAUGGAAGGAUGUAAUAUUUUCAAUAGUACAUGACAAUUCCUUCGACAAAUACACUGGAGAUGAAUGUGUGAGCUCAAAACUGCUUGAAAUGACACAAUACCAAAAACUAACAUUUACACCAAUACCUGACAGCAAAAGGUUAAGUUGUGUGAAUUCUAAGCAUGGACUAGUGGUGGUGGCGGUUACUGGAGUCAUAACCAAUAGUGACAACUGUUCACGGGUUUUCAACCAGAUCUUUGGACUUAUUAGGUGUCCGUCCACAGGUAACUACAAGAUAAAAUCAAUUUACCUAAGAAUAGAUAACUGGGAUCCUUUAAUCUCAGGACACAAAUUGCAUGUCCCCCCAUUACAAUAUACCACAGAACAACUGCAGGAAUACAAAAUUGACCAUAUCGGGAGCAUGUAAAAGCAGACAUGUAUGCCUGUACAAGAAGUAUAUAUAUAUUUAUAUAGCAUAUGUACUGUAAAAUAAUACUGCCAUUCAAUUACAAAAUAAUACCCUGUAAAUAAUACUAGUUCCUUUUUAAGAUUACAUUUUAAUCAAGAUCGGUAAAAAGUUUAAAGCUAACAUUACCCAGUGGUCAAGUGUGGUGAAGGGGUUAAAAAGGACAUGACACAAGAAAUCAAUUAUAAAAUACCUGGUGGUCUGGGAGAGUGAAGGGGUUAUUGGUUCAUCCUUGUUGGUCUAGGUCAGUAAUAGGAUUAAUUAUAAAAAUCCUGGUGGUCAAGGGUAAUGACAGAGUUAAUGGGGUUAUCCCACGAAGGGUAUUUUUCACCUACCCAAAAGAUAAGUGAUACAUGCCAGAUUUUGGGUGUAUCCUAAGAAUGCUCCUUUCACUACUAUGGGUCGGAGUGCUGUCCUUACUUUGAACAGAUAAUAUAGAACAGAUAUCUUUUAUGGGAUAGCCCUUUUAAUGGUUAAAUCCUUGGCAGUCUUGGGAUCUGAAGGUAAUAAUUGGUGUUUCAAGCCCAUGAAGGAGUUCAUAUUUUACCAUGUUGGGCCUGUCUCGAGAUAAUUUAUUUAUGUUAUUCACUUAUAUAGCGCUGGGGACAUUAGCAUCAAGCUGUCCCAAAUGGGGCUCACAAUCUAAGGUCCCUAUCAGUAUGUCCUUGGAGUGUGGGAGGAAACCGGAGUACCCGGAGGAAAUCCACACAAACACGGGGAGAACAUACAAACUCCAUGCAGAUGUUGUCCUUGGUCGGAUUCAAACCUAGAACCCCAGCGCUGCAAAGAAACAGUUUGAUUAACUAGGAAAUGGGGAACCUGGUCAAUUUCUCAAUUUGGCAUCCCCUAAACCUGUGCUGACUAAUGCAGCACAUGACUGAUUAACUAUUGAAAAGGAAACCCCCAGUGCUAGCUUUACAAUCAUCUUCUAUACUAAUAAAAGCCCUGUGUGCAUGCUCAGCCACCCCACACGCAACCAUGCCGCCCACACCUCCUCUCUCGACUUUUCUCCAAGUCACCCCCUUGCUCUCAGCCCCCACAGACUCUGCAGUCACAUGACCCCGCACUUACCUCUCAGCAGGCAGCUCAGGCUGCACACCAGCAGUCUCCUUAGCACGGCGUCCAUGUCUGCGUGUGGCCCCUGUACAUCGCGAGUGUGCGCCUCAAUGCUCAGCGCUCUCCCGGCCCCGGCUGAUGCUUCCCCGCUCAGGAGCCACCAUGCUGUGUGUGAAGCCGCCGCGGAUACUCUCCUCCCCCUCCUGCUCUGGCAGCGGAAUGAUCCCUGUCCUGUAACUGAGUACCGCACUGCUCCACCGAUGAACCUAAGUCCUUACUGCUUGGGUAUUAACCCAGAACCCUCCACUCUGUGCACUGUACCCAGAGCCAUCCGUUCGGUCGCGGAAUUCCAUAGGGACUACCUUCUCUCCUCCCUUCCCCCUUCUCUGCAGUCAGAACUACAUUCCCAGGGCCUGUCCUCUGUGAUAGUGAUGAGCGGCAUAGGCAAUAUUAGUUUUCGUGAUAUUUUGCAAAUUUUUUGCAUAAUAUUCGCAAUAAAUUCACAAAUUCUAGAAUUUGUAAUCUGCAGUAAUUAUUUUU
Molecule: messenger RNA, 3329 nt
Organism: Bufo gargarizans (Asiatic toad)
Lineage: Eukaryota; Metazoa; Chordata; Amphibia; Anura; Bufonidae
Product: circadian locomoter output cycles protein kaput-like
Exons: 8
Coding region: 306-1694 (462 amino acids)
Source: RefSeq, a predicted model, not a curated record